AAAUUGUUCUAUUAUUAUCUUAGCUGAUCAUUGUUAAGACGUCUCUCCAACAGAGAUGGUCUGGAUUAUAUUAUGUAUUGUCUUUUAUUGUUUAACUAAACAAGGAGCAGAUGCAUCAAAAGUUAGACUUGUGGAUGGUUAUUCCCGUCACGAAAAUGGCGUUGAUAUCAUUGAAGGACGCUUAGAGGUGUACAACCAAUACGAAUGGGGCAAUGUCUGCGAUGAUGAGUUCACAAAUUUGUCCGCUAGAGUGGUUUGUCGAAUGUUGGGGUUCGACGGUGAUGCGAUGGUGAUGUUAACUUACCGUAAAGGAAAAUUGCCUAUAGUUCUUGACCAGGUUCAAUGUAUUGGAUCGGAGAAGGACAUAAUGGAUUGUCCACGUGAAAACUGGCGAGAACAUGACUGCAGUCAUGACGAGGACGUUGGCGUUCGAUGUGAGCAGAUGUGGAGUAUACGCAGGUUUUAGGAAGAUUAUGUUAUUAUGUUUAACAUAAGUAACUCAUAUCUACAAGUGUGCAACAUAAAUAUUGCUGAAGAAAAUAUUUGCCAAAUGCUUGGUUUUGAAAGCAAAUUAAUUGUCGCUGAUGACAUUCCCUCAUCCCAGGAAACAGAAGGUUUUAUGGAUAUAAACUGUAGCGGAAACGAACAGCUGUUAUCAGAGUGCACAAGAACGUAUACUUCAUAUGGGGAUUGUAUGGCCAAAUGGACUGCUUUUAGAUGUUUUGGUCAGAUACUGUCACACGGAAACACACCUUACAAUGGACGAUUAGAGAUUUAUCAUGGCGGACAAAGGGGAACUGUUUGUGAUGACGGAUUUGGCGAUAUCGAGGCAUCAGUAGUUUGCAGAUAUUUAGAAUUAUCUUGGAAUGGACGUUUUUCCUACGAGUUUAAAGAUUUGAGUGACGGUUCAAACUAUAUACUAGACGACAUUGUCUGUACCGGAAGGGAGUCAAGUAUAGUAAAUUGCAGACACACUUCCUGGAAUACUCACAACUGUGACACCAAACACAGAGAAGAUGUUGGUAUUCAAUGCUCACCAGAUGAAAUGGCUCUCACACUUGGAGGUGGAAAUAAACCUAAUGAAGGUAUCGCUCAGAUUAUGCUUGGGAAGCAGAGAACCAAUAUAUGCAGCCUAGAAUUCGACAAAAGAGAUGGCAUCGUCUUCUGUCGAGAACUAAACGGUAAUUACCGACAUGUUGUAGUAUUAUCAAGGCACACAUACAAUACAUCAUCAAAUGACAUCUACCAAGAAACUUUCCACUGUACUGGUAAUGAAACAAAGCUUGUACACUGUCCUCGCUACUCUGUAAGAUGUCCAAAUGACUCGAUGGCAGCUAUCGUUUGUGAUCCAACACCUUCUUCAAUGAAAUUAGAAGUACCAUCCCCUAUGCUAGUUAAUGAACUGGUGAAUAUAUCAUGCUCUGCCUCCGGCGGAAGUCCAGUGCCUGACAUAUGGUGGAACUGUUGUAAUCAGGACAACGCUACUGUGAUAUUAUCUGAGAAUCAGGUUAUUUCAGUUUUAGAAUUUAUGCCUUCGAGGGAGUGUAAUGCAGAAACAUGUACAUGCAUUGUUCAUCAUAAUGAGACGACGUUUCCCGAAAUACAAAAAACAGAAAUCCUUGUAGUUUAUUAUCCAGUAAGAGAUGAUUUAAAUGUAACAGUACCAAUUCUUAUUGAACAUCAACCAGACAUUUUGACAUGUGAGGUUUCUGACGGCAAUCCCUUGCCAGGCGUUUGGUGGACAUGCAGUGGAAUACCAUAUGAUAAUGUUACAUCGAUUGUCACACAUAACACAUCUACUUCAAUCUUGCAUAUAACGCCAACUGCCGAUUACCACAACAAAACGUGUACCUGCAUCGGGAAGCAAAAUAACACAACGUUUGAAGAAAUUUCCAAAACAUCAGUGUUGCAUGUGUUAUAUUCAGUAAGUCAGAUGACAGUGUCUUCCACUGACCUUUUGGCUGGACUCCGAUCUUAUCUCAUAUGCCGGGUCGCAGGUGGUAAUCCAAGACCAGAUGCAAAAUGGUUUUGCAAUGGCGAAUUGCAAACAUAUUUUUCAAUUAGAUCACCAGAUGCCGUCUUUGCACUAAUGUCAUUUAUUCCAACUGCAGCGCAUAAAGGCAAGCGAUGUACAUGUAUUGUAAGCCAGCCUGGAACAAAUUUCCACGAAAUGUCAGAAUCAUUGGUUCUACGUGUAACACGAGUAAACAAUGAAACAACAGAUCAAUAUGUGAAAGAGGAAUCAAGCACUCUCGAGGAAACGACAGCUCACCAAAAAUAUACUUCAAAUGAUGAGAUAAUAACCAGAUCUGUAACUGAAGGCUAUCAAGGAUUAAGCAAUGAAACAAAAGAUCAUUCUACAGAAGAUGGAUAUAACACUGUAAAGCAAACGACAACUUUUCAAACGUAUACCAUGAAUGAAGACACAAAAGCCAAAUCUGCGACUGAAGGAUAUACAGGAUUCAUCAAUGAAACAAAAGACCAGUCUACAGAAAGUGAAUUAUACACUGCCAAUGGAACAACAGUUCACCAAAUAAAUACUACAAAUGAAAACACUACAGUAGAAUAUGUGACUGAAAACUAUAGAAGUGACUUAAAAGUCAGCAGUACGUACAAGACAGAGCUGAGAACAGAAAUGACAGUUUCUCUAAGUACUGUAUCUAAUGAAGAACCAUCUAUAGCUUACAGUCAAUACGUCAACAAUACAAGCAAUGGCACUCUCUCGGCUGAAAUAAAGGUAAUUGAUGCAGAGAGAGAGUUAAAUCAAACACGACAAAAUGAAGUUACGACUGACAAGUCCUAUCCACAAAAUAGCACACACAGGGAUAUUGAUGAUUCACCUGGACUGACUAGGAUACAUGUAUCGGCAAUUAUCAUUGGAAUUAUCGGCAUAACAGUUAUUUGUAUCGUCAUAUUCGUCGUCUUCAAAUUAAAGAACAAACGAGCUUUAGCAAAGACAAUCGAUUAUAGUUAUGUUAAUGCCGCAUAUCAACCAAGUGGGAGCCAGAAUUGUGAAAACGAACCUUUAUUCACAGAAUAGUUGGUUUUGUCUCUAGUGUAAAACUGUGGCGAACAAGUGAAAGAAAAGUUCAGAACA
Mytilus trossulus (common blue mussel) is the source of this 3097-nucleotide messenger RNA. RefSeq lists its product as uncharacterized. The transcript has 18 exons. Gene Ontology annotation, cellular component: membrane. NCBI's taxonomy places the organism in Eukaryota, Metazoa, Mollusca, Bivalvia, Mytilida, Mytilidae. Bases 482 to 3040 code for a protein of 852 amino acids. The record is from RefSeq and is a predicted model, not a curated record.